Molecule: messenger RNA, 2241 nt
Organism: Gymnodraco acuticeps
Lineage: Eukaryota; Metazoa; Chordata; Actinopteri; Perciformes; Bathydraconidae
Exons: 2
Coding region: 186-1103 (305 amino acids)
Biological process (GO): retrotransposition
Cellular component (GO): ribonucleoprotein complex
Molecular function (GO): single-stranded RNA binding
Source: RefSeq, a predicted model, not a curated record
UGCGGGUUAAAAAAAACAGUGGUGUAGGGAGCAGCGACAUGUGAGGAUGCAGUUUUCGGAAGGAACAUUUCAAAAGUUAUUUUUCGCCUCUUUUCUCGCUCCCGUGGGGCAAAUGUGUCUCUAAAGUGUUCAGCUAUCUAAAAGUAACCGUGUUUUGAUUUGGUUGUACAUAAAAUUCUCAAAAAAUGCAGAGGAACCAAAGACCGAAACCAGGCCCAAACGCUGCGGACUCGCCUGAGGAAGACAAGGCCGGGUCAGCGGAGCCGCUGUCGGAUACACAGGCAAUCAUGGCCGCCCUGAAGCGGACUGAGCAGUGUGUGCUAACUAAAAUCGACUCAACGGUGACGGUGGCUGUAGGUGAAUUGCACACCAAAAUAGACAACCUGUCGAGGGACUUAAGAUCAGAAAUCUUCAAUGUGCGCACAGAGUUUACUAAGGUUGUUGAAGAUGUUAGGAAGGAGAACGCAACUUUCGUAACGCGCAUUGAAGGCCUUGGGGAGGGGGCUAAUUGCUAUGCUAACCGGGUAGUGGAACUCGAGGCUAAAGUUACUACGCUGUCCUCACAAGUAAACAAGUUGGUGGACAAAACCGAAGAUCUAGAGUCUCGACCACGGAGAGAUAAUUGUCGACUAGUUGAUGUGGCGGAAGGGACUGGGAAUAUUCAACCAGAGAAAGCCAUAGCUCAACUACUGCAGGAUGCUCUGAGCCUGGACUACACACCGACGCUUGACCGUGCACAUAGGGGCUUGCAGCCGAAACCAGCUGAUGGGGAUGCCCCGAGGCCGAUCAUCAUUAAAUUCCACUACUUUCAGGAGAAAGCAGAUAUUAUACGGAAAGCCAUGGGAGCGCGGCCCAUCUUCCACAAUGGCAAGCGUUUCUACAUCUACCCGGACUACACGCUCUCGGUGAGGAAAAGGAGGGUGGCGUUUACUGAGGUCCGGGGGCUGCUGCGCAGAUGCCCUGGUGUGAAGUAUGGACUUGUGUAUCCAGCCACACUUAAAAUCACAACCUCAGCUGGAGAUCAAAAGUUAUUUGAAGACCCAACCAAGGCAAAGCACUACAUUGAGACGGAUUUGCACCCGCGGGAUCCGGAGGGAGAGUGAUAAUCAAUAUUGGGGCCAUGACAGGUACUGUUGGAGCUGCAGGAUAAUGUCACAGCCUGUGUCACAAUGACUACAUUUUUGACUGUUAAUUACACUACAGUUGGUUGCGCUUUAUGUGUGGACUAUGGACAAUGAGUCAGGGAAAUUACAACAAUACAGAUUUUCUUAAGUUAUAGCUGUUUAUAUCUCCCAACUGUAGGUGUUUAAGGCUGUUUUAAGUUAUGACCACAUAAGUGCAGCAAUGUCGGUACUAUGAGAAGGGCCAUGUUUCAUUUAAAUUCAUAUUGUUCUGCCCUUGCACAGUUCAGUCGAGUGUUUAGGUUAGUCUUGACGUGUUAUAUGCCUAAGAGUAGGACGAGUGUUUGUAGGGCAGUCUCAGGCUUUAAGAAGACCAGCCCGGGGAUCGAGGAUGAUUUUGCCAACUUUCAAGUCCAGACCAUGUAUCCAGUGGCAGAGUUAUGGCUCCUGAUGCUGUAUAAACAACAAGGUGCAUUCUCUUUCAUCAGCUGGAAUGUCAAAGGCCUAAAUAAUAUGGUGAAACAGAGUAAAAUAUUUGCCCAUUUAAAAUCAUUGAAGCCUGAUGUGAUGUUUCUGCAGGAAACACAUCUGAAUAUUAACUCCCAAAAGAGACUAAGAUGCAGUUGGAUUGGACAAGUGUAUCACUCGCGUUUUGAUUACAAAACCAGGGGCACAGCAAUUUUAAUUAGAAAGGGGAUACCUGUUGAACUCUCUGAAAUAAUAUCUGAUCCCAAUGAUAGAUAUAUUGUUGCAGUUGGCAGGUUGUUUAAUACUCCUUUAAUAUUGGCUAACAUCUAUGGACCGAAUUGGGAUGACUCAAAGUUUUUCAUAAACUUCUUCUCAGCCCUCCCUGACCUCAAUAGGCUACCUAUAAAUUGUUACUGGGUGGUGAUUUUAACUGCGUUCUCCAUGCCCACCUUGACAGAUCCAACCCUAGACCUAAUAGUACCCUGUCAACAUCUGCGAUAGCUAUAAACUCCUUCCUGCGCUCCUGUGGCCUAUCCGACCCGUGGCGGACAAAACAUCCUAAUACUAAACAAUUUUCGUUUUUCUCCCCUGUCCACCAUAGGUAUUCCAGGAUUGAUUAUUUCAUUGUAGAUGACCAAUUACUUCCCUUAAU